This is a messenger RNA of Aedes albopictus (Asian tiger mosquito), 2280 nucleotides long. RefSeq lists its product as uncharacterized. Lineage: Eukaryota; Metazoa; Arthropoda; Insecta; Diptera; Culicidae. The transcript has 5 exons. The record is from RefSeq and is a predicted model, not a curated record. Bases 98 to 2113 code for a protein of 671 amino acids.
GUAGAUCCUGUCUGCGUAUGUAGCAGAUUGUUUAUCGUCGGAGUUGGAUUAGUUUCGGAUUGUGGUUUUUCCUGUCAACGUCGUCGGUACGGUUACCAUGGCCGUACUAGGGUUGUGGAUACUGCUGUCGUUGACGAUAAAGUGCAGCAUUGGAUACGUGAUUAAUCAACCACCAGCGGAGUUCUACAGCUACCAAGAGCAACCCUACGACUACCAAUGGCAACCGCUACCAUACGGGACCCUUGACUACCCGCCCACUUACUACAACACUUAUCACUACUAUUACCCCAGUACUUACAACUACCCAGAGUACUACAAACCUUAUCCCGAAACUCCCAUGCCAAUCUACUACGGCAGCUACUACUACAAUUACCCUAGUGCUUACGAAGUACCAGUAACCCAAAAACCGUAUUCUCCCAAAUCCGAUCCAAAACAGUGCCCAUCAUACGAUGAAGGCCAGAAGCUCCUACAAGUGUACCGUCUCAUUCGGGAGAUUGAACUAUGCCGUUCUCCUCCGAAAAAGUACAAGAAGAUGACCUCGCUGGACAAAUUGGUGCAAAAGUUGACCAAACAACCCCUAGAGCAUCUGCUAGUGGAAGUGGUGUGUCAUGUGAAAGGCUACGAAAAAGUUGCCGACCUGGAUCAUUGUUACCCGGAACAUCAUCAUUUAGUCAAUGACAACGCUCAACUGUUGGUGGCAAUCCAGAAGGCAUUGAAUGCACUGGAUUUAGAUGAUUACUAUCACGACCAUCAUGAUCGCGACCGUCACUAUCACCAUGGAUGCUGCGACCAUCACAAAGAGCUCUGCGUAGAGCUACGCUACCUCCGAAACCAAGCGAACGAAUUGACCGAAGCCCAGAUCAAGAAGGAGAUGGUCAAAGGAAUCAAGGCCACGGUGAAGCAAGCAUUCGAUACGGAUAUCCUCGAAGAUUUGGACGAAGCAUUGGAGAGCCGGCUGCUGGAUCUGGAGACGCUAGAUGUCGAUGUGCCACUGAUUGAAUCCCUCCCAGAACCUCCAGUAACCCCGCAGGCCAGAAAUCAGGAAUUUGACCAGGAAUUGUUGGAGCAGUUGUCUGAAUUGAUCGCUUUGGAGCAAUAUUUACAGCAGAAUGUCGCCUUCGAACCUCACCUGGAAAAGAGCCAAGACGAGUCAGUGUACCUCCCAAGCACUGCGUAUCCUUCGAUGUCCACCACUCGAAGGCCACCCACCACAACAACGGAGGAACCAAAGGCCUCGUGGAUAGGCUCUAGGCUAGGUUCUCUACUUGGGGAGACUCAUCUCCUGCCAGGGUACAAGACGAUCAACGUCGAUGAACCAGCUGUGCUGUUAGGGCAACCGGUAACAAUUGAGAAGGUCAAUGUUGAAAAAUCGAAUCAGGGCAGCACCGCUCCAGAAUCCGAAGCCGAGAAACCAAGCUCGGGAUUAGCUGCAACUCUUUCAGCUCCGUUGUGGCUGACGAAGAAUACGCAGCAGGAGAAGGUUGAAAACAAAGAGUCAGGGCCCAGUUUCUUGAACAAACUAGAAGAAAUGCUGCUCAAAACUCCGGAACACAGGCAAGAAACUGAAGAUGCAACUGAGGGAUUGGAGGAGGAAGCUCGAGAGGUUCCGUUUGAACUGGAGAGAUCAAUACUCCCGCAACAUGUUCUAACUAUUUCGAUUUCAGCUAACGGACCAACCAGAUUCGAUCUGCUCAAGGUGCAUGGACCAACUCCCGCAUUGGCUUUCAUCGACAAGGAAACACCCGUACUCCCCGGACAUACUUCGUCGGCUGAAUCUCGCAAUCAACAGUCGGCAAGACAGGUCGUCAAACAAGAAGUCAUCAAGGUUUUGAGCCUGCUGGAGGAAGCCUUCCCCGAGCUCGAAGGACACGUUUCCGAUCCGGACGUCGAUCAGCUGGUGGGUGGCUUGCGGGACGUUGAAGCAGGUAUCAAGUGGACCGAGAUGCUCAGUGCUGUGCAGAAGAUGAUCGCUAGGAAGAAGCUGAGCAGUGGAGAGCAGAUAUUGGAUGUACUGGAGCAUUGGAAGGAGGACGAGGAGGGACGGCUGAAUACUGGGUACUUUGACCGGACGUAUGGAGGGGUGACGACGACGAGUGCACAAGCGGUGCCAUGAUUUAGUGUACUAACUAUGAAAUAAUCAUGAACGGGUCAAGGGUGGGUCAUACAUGAGUUUUGUAUUGAUAUUUGAAGCAAAAUUUAUAGCAUAUAUGGACAGACCAGUUUGAUGUAGUAUAAGGUAGAAUAAGCAUCGGUAAAUAAAUCCAUUUUCAAUCAGAAACA